Dipodomys spectabilis (banner-tailed kangaroo rat) is the source of this 5949-nucleotide messenger RNA. RefSeq names its product programmed cell death 6 interacting protein (gene Pdcd6ip). NCBI's taxonomy places the organism in Eukaryota, Metazoa, Chordata, Mammalia, Rodentia, Heteromyidae. Gene Ontology annotation, cellular component: endosome. The transcript is spliced from 18 exons. Bases 147 to 2765 code for a protein of 872 amino acids. Gene Ontology annotation, molecular function: protein binding. Gene Ontology annotation, biological process: mitotic cytokinesis. The record is from RefSeq and is a predicted model, not a curated record.
CCGGACCGUAGCGCUAGGCGGUUUGCACGUCCGUCCGUCGGCCCGUCGGUCCGCUCGUCCGCCGCGGGGCUUCACCCACCGGAGCGUUUGGGCCCUGUCACUGCUCCGGCGUCUUUGCGGCCCGUACGGCCGGCCGGCGCUUCAUCAUGGCGACGUUCAUUUCGGUGCAGCUGAAAAAGACGUCGGAGGUGGACCUGGCCAAGCCGCUGGUGAAGUUCAUCCAGCAGACGUACCCGAGCGGCGGGGAGGAGCAGGCCCAGUACUGCCGCGCGGCCGAGGAGCUCAGCAAGCUGCGGCGCGCCGCGCUCGGCCGCCCGCUCGACAAGCACGAGGGCGCGCUCGAGACGCUGCUGAGAUAUUAUGAUCAAAUUUGUUCCAUUGAACCUAAGUUCCCAUUUUCUGAAAACCAGAUCUGCUUGACAUUUACCUGGAAGGAUGCUUUUGAUAAAGGUUCACUUUUUGGAGGAUCAGUAAAAUUGGCUCUUGCAAGCUUAGGAUAUGAAAAGAGCUGUGUCUUAUUCAAUUGUGCAGCCUUAGCUAGCCAGAUUGCAGCAGAACAGAACCUGGAUAAUGAUGAAGGAUUAAAAAUCGCUGCUAAGCAUUACCAGUUUGCUAGUGGUGCCUUUUUACAUAUUAAAGAGACGGUUUUAUCUGCCUUAAAUCGAGAACCUACUGUGGACAUAUCUCCAGACACUGUUGGGACCCUCAGUCUUAUUAUGCUGGCACAGGCACAAGAAGUUUUUUUUUUAAAAGCCACAAGAGAUAAAAUGAAAGAUGCCAUUAUAGCUAAAUUGGCUAAUCAAGCUGCUGAUUACUUUGGUGAUGCUUUCAAACAGUGUCAGUAUAAAGAUACACUCCCCAAGUAUUUUUAUUUCCAGGAGGUGUUCCCUGUCCUGGCGGCCAAGCACUGCAUCAUGCAGGCCAAUGCUGAAUACCACCAGUCUAUCCUGGCAAAACAGCAGAAGAAAUUUGGGGAAGAGAUUGCAAGGUUGCAGCAUGCUGCAGAAUUAAUCAAGACAGUGGCAUCUCGCUAUGAUGAAUAUGUCAAUGUGAAGGAUUUUUCUGACAAGAUCAACCGUGCCCUUACUGCAGCAAAGAAGGAUAAUGACUUCAUUUAUCAUGAUCGAGUUCCAGACCUUAAAGAUCUAGAUCCUAUUGGCAAGGCCACACUAGUCAAAUCUACCCCAGUCAGUGUACCCAUCAGCCAGAAGUUUACUGAUUUGUUUGAGAAGAUGGUCCCGAUGUCAGUGCAGCAGUCUUUAGCUGCAUUUAAUCAGAGGAAAGCUGAUUUGGUUAACAGAUCAAUUGCUCAAAUGAGAGAAGCUACCACUUUGGCAAAUGGGGUGUUAGCUUCCCUCAAUCUUCCAGCAGCGAUUGAAGAUGUGUCUGGAGAUACUGUACCUCAGUCCAUAUUGACCAAGUCCACAUCUGUCAUUGAACAAGGAGGCAUCCAAACUGUUGAUCAGUUGAUCAAAGAAUUACCUGAACUAUUGCAAAGAAAUAGAGAAAUCCUAGAUGUGUCACUAAAAUUGUUGGAUGAAGAAGAAGCAACUGAUAACGACUUAAGAGCAAAAUUUAAGGAUCGCUGGCAAAGGACACCAUCCAAUGACCUUUACAAACCUUUAAGAGCAGAGGGGACCAACUUCAGAACAGUUUUAGACAAAGCUGUACAAGCAGAUGGCCAAGUGAAAGAACGUUAUCAGUCUCAUCGUGAUACCAUUGCACUUUUGUGUAAGCCAGAGCCUGAGCUGAAUGCUGCCAUCCCCUCUGCUAACCCAGCAAAGACCAUGCAGGGCAGCGAGGUGGUAAAUGUCUUAAAGUCUUUAUUGACAAACCUUGAUGAAGUGAAGAAGGAUAGAGAAAGUCUUGAGAAUGACCUGAAAUCAGUAAAUUUUGACAUGACAAGCAAGUUUUUGACAGCACUGGCUCAAGAUGGUGUGAUAAAUGAAGAAGCGCUUUCUGUUACUGAACUGGAUCGAAUCUAUGGCAGUCUUACAAAUAAAGUCCAAGAAUCUCUAAAGAAACAGGAGGGACUUCUAAAAAGUAUUCAGGUCUCACAUCAAGAAUUUUCAAAAAUGAAACAAUCUAACAAUGAAGCUAAUUUAAGAGAAGAAGUUUUGAAGAAUUUAGCUACUGCAUAUGACAACUUUGUUGAACUUGUAGCUAAUUUGAAAGAGGGCACAAAGUUUUACAAUGAGUUGACUGAAAUCCUACUCCGGUUCCAGAACAAAUGCAGUGAUAUAGUAUUUGCACGCAAAACAGAAAGAGAUGAACUCUUAAAGGAUUUGCAGCAAAGCAUUGCCAGAGAACCUAGUGCUCCUUCAAUUCCUACUCCUGCAUAUCAGUCCUCUCCAGCAGGGGGACAUGCAACAGUUCCUCCAACACCAGCUCCAAGAAGCAUGCCGCCUGCUAAGCCUCAGCCCCCAGCCCGGCCUCCACCUCCUGUGCUUCCAGCAAAUCGAGCACCUCCUGCUUCUGCUCCGCCUCCAGUGGGGGUGGGGACUGCUGCACCAGCUCCAUCACAGACUUCUGGCUCAGCACCUCCUCCUCAGGCCCAGGGACCACCCUAUCCUACCUAUCCAGGAUAUCCCGGGUAUUGCCAAAUGCCCAUGCCCAUGGGCUAUAAUGUCUACACAUACGGGUUUAACAUGCCAUAUCCACCAGUGUACCACCAGAGCCCUGGACAGGCUCCAUACCCAGGACCCCAGCAGCCUUCAUACUCCUUCCCUCAGCCCCCACAGCAGUCCUACUAUCCUCAGCAGUAAUGUUUCUGCUCAGAAGCUCAACUGGUUCAGUUCAGAGGGAAAGAAAUAUCAAUCCUGCAAUAAAGUGUACUAAACUCUACGCUCUGGUUAAUAUAAUGUACUUUACUGUACUGAAUACAAUGUAUUAUUUCUGUCUGCGGCUAAAAGCUGUGCCCCAGUUUCACAUUUGAUUGCACAUGUGAGAUUUUGCUACUGUUGCAGUAUAAAUACUAGGUAUAAUAAGAUUUGAAAUAAAUUACAUUAUAGUUGAUAAAAGUUGAAGAUGAGAAAUUAAAGCUGCCAGUGAGCCUUCUGAAUGAAGCUAGCAUACUUUUUACAUAUGAUGCAGUUGGGACAUCAGAUACUUAUGAAGAUGGUCUCAGUACUGAUAUUCAAGGAAACUAAAUUUUCUUUUCUCUUUUGGUUUCUUGAUUUGAUUUAAUUUCAUUUUGAUAUUUUGCAUAAUCAAGACAUUGUAAAUCUUAUAAUUUAAAAAUAAAUUACUUAAGAACAGUUGUCAUUGUUAUGUUUGUCAUUGAUUCUCAUUACUGUCUAAUUUCUUUCUGGUAUUAGUCUCUCAUUUUGUAUGUUCACAAGUUAAACAUACUGUGUUUAAAUGCACAGGCAGUAUAAGUUAACAGGUAGAAGGGCAUUUUAUAAAAAAACCAAAAGGAUAGUAUCUUAAUUUAUUUUUUGUAUGUUCAUUAAUUAAUUUUGACAAUUGUUUUAAGAAGUUUUAUAUUGUAGAAGAAACACAGUUGUUACCAAAGAUUCUUCGAAUGAAUAUAAUUCAUCUUUAAUGUUUUAUUGCUAACUUCCCCAAGAAAUUGAUACAAAUUCUGGUAAUCAUCCAGAAUUUUUCUUCAAAAUCUGAAUAAAAUAAAUUGAUGUCAUUGGCACUGUCUAUGUACAGUUGUUGGGAGAAAGUUUCCUGUACUCUUCUUCUAUUUUAUUGGCUUAAUCCAAUAACAAUGUUGUUGUUGACAAAGGUCUGAGCCCUUCUUUUUUUUUGGCUCCUCAAUUUUUGGGCUAUUUUGAGCACGCAGAAUAAUUGUUGAGAACAUGUACUAAUUGCAGAACAGGCUUUGUACUUGGUCGCUGCUGUGAGGAUAUUGAGUUACAGGAAAAACAAGACCCACCAUGGAAUGAGAAGGGAGAAAGGCACAAGCUGUCCAGGGUCACAGUGGGUCUGUUCUGUGUGGGGUUCCCGAGAACAGAUUUCCAAUGCAUCCAUUUGUGUUUAUUUUCUGAGUUUAAUGAUGACUUUCUGCAUUGUUUCAUUUAAAUGAUACUGUCUCUUAGUCCACUGUUGUUUUCAUUGACAAUUUAGAUUUAUAUUUUAAAUGUUAGAGUAAAGAUCUGAUUGUAAAAGGGAGUAAAUUGGUUGAAAAACAUGUAUAUUUUCAAGAAUCUUUGUUGUAUGUGGGAAACACAGACAUGUUUGAUUCAAUAUUAAUGAUGAAUAUUGAAAUUGGUUUAAGGUCCAGUGGUUAAACCUUGGCAAAUUACGUAUUAUUGCUAAGUUUUAACACUCUGGAUUCAUCAAAGUGUGAGAUGGGUUUAUUUGACUUUUCUGUAAAUGGUAGUUGAGGUACCUUGUACUGGCAUAAAACACUCAAGAGUUAGGGAUAUCCCAGAUUGCUAGUUUAUAUUUCCUAAUGCAAGAAUAAAAAAAAUUGGCCUGAAUAUUCUCUUGGGUAAAGAGGGCACUGAAAGAAAGAAGUGCAUCAGAGGGCCAAAAGAUCAUUGGAAAGCCAGUUAGUCCAUUCCCAGGCAAAGCUGGCCUGGUCCCAGACCCCACAGGAGAAUGAGUGAGAGAGCCCUGGAGGCAUCCUCUCCAGCAUGCCUCCCUGUCAGCUGAUAGCGAAGCCUUGGUGUGAUGUGGCAGCCCAGACCCAUCCUCUCGGCAGUUCAUACAUCCUUACAGUAUUUAACUUUCUUUAGGUCACCUGUUUUCUGUUCUAUUGACUAUCUUAUGGGUAAUUGGUGCUAGGUUUAUCCUCAUAGAUCUUUCUCAUUUUGGAAAGAGACAUAGAAAAAACUUCUCUUAUUUAGCAAACAAAGAAGCUUCCAUUUUUUUUACCUAAUGUUUUAGUCCUUUGCUUAGCUUCCUGUAUUCUACAGAAUACCCAUAAAGUUAAUGAUUAGUGCUGUUCAUUUGGAGGUAGGAGCGUUUCACUGUAUGGCUCUUGUAUGUUGUUCCCAUGUUUAUAAAUAGGCUUUUGUUGUUGCUCUUCAUAAGGGAACCAUCCUCAGGCCAUUUAUGUGAGGUUUUAGAAUGCUGUUAUAAAAUGGAUUGUACUUUAAAAAAAUGGAGCUAUGCAUAGUGGAAUUAGAAUUUGGGGAAAACUGCCUAAUUUCUAGUAUUCCUGGUUGGAGACAAAUGUCCUGAUUUCUGUCUUGUGCAAAGUUUUGGUCUACAGAAAGCUAUUUGCGUGCUGCUCGGACUUUAUUCCCAAUUGCGAAAAAGAGUCACAUUUCACUACAAAGCAAUCAGUCUAUAUAUGAUCCUGUAUCCAGAUUCCAGCCUCUUUGAAAUUUAUAUACCCUCCUAAAUGUAAGAGUUACAGAAAAAAAUGCUUUUCACAGUCUUGUAUCCUAAACACUGUACCAAUCAGCAGCUUUUCUUGUCAAAAAGAUGAAAAAAAGUUUUCCAUUAGAGCUUUACAGUUUGCAAAAGUGCUUUGUAUACCUUUCUAAUUUCCUAAGUAGGAUAAAAUAUAAUUUGUUAAGUAGGUUUCAGUUUUCUAAUGGUUUCCUUUUCUAAUUUUUAUUAGUAUAUCUUGAUGAGUCUUGCUAUAACCCAGUGACAUCUCAUUUUUGAAAGGCCUGCAGGUGUUAGUUUGAUUCACAGGAUAGGCAAGAUACAAAGCAGGACAGUCUGCUGUAGUGUUAUAAUUGCUGGUUUAAAUAUAGACUUUAGAGGUAAAUGGUUGAUUAUAAGAUUUACAUGGAAGAGCAAAGAAGGAAAAAUUAUAUUUUUAAAGAAAGAGAAUAUUCAGGCUUUAUUUCUGGUAUGAAGUUUAUAUUUUUUAAAGAAUCCUAUAUUAUCACACCAGAGAUUUUAGAUUCUUUUCUGCUUACAAACAUUGCUGGUAGUUGGAUUAUAUUUUUAUUGUAUUCAUUUCUCUUAGGGGAAAAAUUGUAAAGAAACAAAAAGAUUCCCAAUGAAUGUAUCCUAGAAAUAAAAGUUGAAAGAUUCUUA